This is a messenger RNA of Hibiscus syriacus, 1287 nucleotides long. RefSeq names its product secretory carrier-associated membrane protein 3-like. The record is from RefSeq and is a predicted model, not a curated record. NCBI's taxonomy places the organism in Eukaryota, Viridiplantae, Streptophyta, Magnoliopsida, Malvales, Malvaceae. Bases 242 to 1192 code for a protein of 316 amino acids. Gene Ontology annotation, biological process: protein transport. The transcript has 15 exons. Gene Ontology annotation, cellular component: recycling endosome membrane; trans-Golgi network membrane.
CCUCUCUAUCUCCUCAACCGCGAACCCGCGUUUUAUCUCUCUAGAAAACUUCGCUCUUAUUUCUGUAAGAACACAAAACUUAUUCGAAGGGAUAAAAUUCUUGACUUUGAGCUUUCAUUUAGCUUCUUAUAAAAGCUUCUUCCUUUUUCUUCUCUCUAGUUUAGAUCUUCAUCAUAUAUAUUUAUCCCAUUUUCAAUUUCCUUUUUAAAAAAAGGUUUUUGCAGAAAAAAAAUCCUAACCCAUGGCUGGUCGUUACGACGAAAACCCAUUCGCUCAAGAAGAAGACGAAGUUAACCCUUUCUCGCAGGAUCCCGCCGUGAGAGGGAAGGCAUCUGGUCAGUCUAAAUUUGGUGGUCUAUUUUCAAAGAAUGUUCCAAGUGCUCCACCUGCGUCAAACUCGAGACUUUCACCACUACCUCCAGAACCUGCUGGUUUCAAUUAUGAUCGUGAUGCGACAAUUGACAUUCCUCUGGAUACAACUUCAGGAGGAUCAUAUCAGGAUUUGAAGAAGAAGGAGAAGGAACUACAAGCUAAGGAGGCUGAACUGAAAAGGCGGGAGCAGGAAGUGAGGCGGAAAGAAGAGGCAGCAGCAAGAGCUGGAAUUGUUUUGGAAGAGAAAAAUUGGCCACCAUUUUUCCCAAUCAUUCAUCAUGAUAUUGCAAAUGACAUACCGGUUCAUCUACAAAGAGUGCAGUAUGUCGCAUUUUCAACAUUUUUAGGAUUGUUUCUGUGCCUUCUAUGGAACAUCGUUGCUGUCACUGCAGGAUGGAUAAGAGGAGAAGGUGUGAGGAUCUGGUUCUUGGCAAUUAUCUUCUUCGUAGCAGGAGUUCCGGGAGCCUAUGUUUUGUGGUAUCGCCCACUGUAUCGUGCUUUUAGGAAAGAGAGUGCUUUAUCAUUUGGCCGGUUCUUCCUCUUUUAUUUGGUUCACAUCGGCUUCUGCAUCUUUGCUGCUGUGGCUCCCCCUAUAGUUUUUAGAGGGAAAUCACUAACCGGGAUCCUACCGGCAGUAGAUCUUAUCGGAGACCACAUAUUGGUUGGGAUCUUCUACUUCAUCGGGUUUGGAUUAUUCUGCGUUGAAUCAAUUGUAAGCAUCUGGGUUAUCCAGCAAGUAUACAUGUAUUUCCGGGGGAGCGGUAGAGCUGCCGAGAUGAAGCAUGAGGCUGCAAGAGGAGCUAUGAGGGCUGCCAUAUAAUGCCACAGACUAGCUGCAACGAGCUCGUCCCUGGCGAUUUGUUGCGCCGAUCUCUGUAAUUUAUUGUGUAUGUUGUUUGAUUAGCAGACAGCAUA